Molecule: messenger RNA, 864 nt
Organism: Helianthus annuus (common sunflower)
Lineage: Eukaryota; Viridiplantae; Streptophyta; Magnoliopsida; Asterales; Asteraceae
Product: thaumatin-like protein
Exons: 2
Coding region: 100-807 (235 amino acids)
Biological process (GO): defense response
Cellular component (GO): extracellular region
Source: RefSeq, a predicted model, not a curated record
UGCAUCUUAACAAACCUUGAGUUUCCUAUAUAUUUUGGUUUUUUCUAUAAAUGAGUGUAAUCUAACACAUGUACUACACUUCAAUCUAUCCCUCCUUUGAUGGCCUUUGUACAUUUCUUCCUUCUACUUCUGUCUUGUUUUGGAGUUGAUGCAGUCGUUUUUACAUUGCAAAACCGAUGUGAUUAUACCGUGUGGCCGGGGAUCCAAGCUUCCGGUGGCCAACCGCAACUCAUGCAAGGUGGACUUGAGCUGAAACCUUUACAAUCAAGAAACCUGACAGCACCAAAAGGAUGGUCAGGCAGGUUUUGGGGCCGAAGCGGAUGCAGGUUCAAUGUUUAUGGUGAGGGAACCUGCACCACUGGAGACUGUGGAAUCGGUCUCUAUUGCAAUGGCGCAGGCGGUGAACCACCUGCUUCUGUAGCGGAGUUCACCCUGGAUAGCCCAGUGGACUUUUAUGAUGUGAGCCUCUUGGAUGGCUUCAACAUGCCAAUAUCGAUUUUCCCAUAUGAUGACUCGGGUGUUUGCCCGACUGUUGGUUGUGACACAGACUUGAACCAGCAUUGCCCCACGAACCUCGUAGUGAGAGGAGAUCGAGGAGAAAUAGUGGCGUGCAAGAGCGCGUGCACCGCUUUUCAGACGCCAGAAUAUUGUUGCACCGGGCCAUUUCAAAAUCCCAACAGAUGCAAGCCCACAAGAUACUCUCAGAUUUUCAAGAGGGCCUGCCCUUCUUCUUAUACAUAUGCUUUUGAUGACCCGUUAACUACUGUUACCUGCAGAGAUUCAGAUUACAUGAUCAUAUUCUGUUAACUUUGACACUUGGUUAUUAUUAAUUAUACAUAUAUAUUUCCUCAUAUUCCAUAUCAA